Molecule: messenger RNA, 1647 nt
Organism: Pseudophryne corroboree (corroboree frog)
Lineage: Eukaryota; Metazoa; Chordata; Amphibia; Anura; Myobatrachidae
Product: zinc finger protein OZF-like
Exons: 2
Coding region: 146-1582 (478 amino acids)
Biological process (GO): regulation of transcription by RNA polymerase II
Cellular component (GO): chromatin; transcription regulator complex; PcG protein complex
Molecular function (GO): RNA polymerase II cis-regulatory region sequence-specific DNA binding; DNA-binding transcription factor activity, RNA polymerase II-specific
Source: RefSeq, a predicted model, not a curated record
UCUGUCUAAUAUUAAAACAGAAGAUAUAGAGGGAGAAGAAGAGACGUAUGUGACUGAUAUAAAGGCAGAAGAUACAGAGGAAGAAGACGAGACGUAUGUGACUGAUAUAAAGGCAGAAGAUACAGAGGGAGGAGAAGGGACGUAUAUGACUGAUAUAAAGGCAGAAGAUAUAGAGGGAGAAGAAGAGACGUAUGUGACUGAUAUAAAGGCAGAAGAUACAGAGGGAGAAGAAGAGACGUAUGUGACUGAUAUAAAGGCAGAAGAUACAGAGGGAGAAGAAGAGACGUAUAUGACUGAUAUAAAGGCAGAAGAUAUAGAGGAAGAAGAAGAGACGUAUGUGACUGAUAUAAAGGGAGAAGAUACAGAGGGAGAAGAAGAGACGUAUGUGAGGGGUGAUCAGUGUAAGGAGGAGGAGAUCCCUACAGAUAUCAGCACAGAUGGACACACAAGCAGAAAUAUCUCAGAAGGACAUCUAAUGUUAUCCCCGGAUUGUGAAACAAAUGAUGACAGUAGACAGGAUUCUCCAGGAGCUAACCCCAUUACCCCAAUUAUACAUCCAGCUCUAUCCGCUGAUCCCUCUGAUACUGGGAAAUGUUCUCCUGAUCACUCUGAUAUUGGUGCAUCUGUUACAGCUCUGACAGUAGAUACAGUGUUUCCCUGUUCUAUAGAUGCCAAAUGUUUUACACAGAACACAAAGCGUAUUAACCCACACACAGGUAAGGAAGGUGAGAGGCCACUGAUAUGUUCAGAGUGUGGGAAAUCUUUUGCACAUAAAUCAGAUCUUGUUAUACAUCAGAGAAGUCACACAGGUGAGAAGCCAUUUCCAUGUUCUGAGUGUGGGAAAUGUUUUGCACGGAAAUCGCAUCUUGUUAUACAUCAGAGAAGUCACACAGGUGAGAGGCCGUUUUCUUGCUCUGAGUGUGGGAAAUGUUUUUCCCAGAAAUCACAUCUUGUUCUACAUCAGAGAAGUCACACAGGUGAGAGGCCGUUUUCUUGCUCUGAGUGUGGGAUAUGUUUUUUCCAGAAAUCACAUCUUCUACAUCAGAGAAGUCACACAGGUGAGAAGCCAUUUUCUUGCUCUGAGUGCGGGAAAUGUUUUUCCCAGAAAUCACCACUUGUUACACAUCAGCGAAGUCACACAGGUGAGAAGCCAUUUUCUUGCUCUGAGUGUGGGAAAUGUGUUAGAUGGAAAUCACAACUUGUUACUCAUUACAGAAGUCACAUAGGUGAGAAUAUAUUUCCAUGUUCUGAGUGUGGGAAAUGUUUUUCCCAGAAAUCACAUCUUGUUCUACAUCAGAGAAGUCACACAGGUGAGAGGCCGUUUUCUUGCUCUGAGUGUGGGAAAUGUUUUUCCCAGAAAUCACAUCUUGUUCUACAUCAGAGAAGUCACACAGGUGAGAAGCCAUUUUCUUGCUCUGAGUGUGGGAAAUGUGUUAGAUGGAAAUCACAACUUGUUACUCAUUACAGAAGUCACACAGGUGAGAAUAUAUUUCCAUGUUCUGAGUGUGGGAAAUGUUCUGCACACAAAUCAGAUCUUAGAAACCAUGAGAGAAGUCACACAGGUGAGAAGCCAUUUCUCUAACGUCCUAAGUGGAUGCUGGGGACUCCGUAAGGACCAUGGGGAAUAGGCGGGCUCCGCAGGAGAUA